Molecule: messenger RNA, 10569 nt
Organism: Homo sapiens (human)
Lineage: Eukaryota; Metazoa; Chordata; Mammalia; Primates; Hominidae
Gene: MARCHF6
Product: membrane associated ring-CH-type finger 6
Exons: 26
Coding region: 1337-3865 (842 amino acids)
Biological process (GO): protein ubiquitination
Cellular component (GO): endoplasmic reticulum membrane; endoplasmic reticulum quality control compartment
Molecular function (GO): zinc ion binding; ubiquitin protein ligase activity
Source: RefSeq, a predicted model, not a curated record
AGACAAGAUGGACACCGCGGAGGAAGGUAAGUCGGCGACGCGCGGCGCCCGAGCCCUUGCGUCGGCGCCCGGGUUCGUACCCCGGCCAGGUCCGCGGCGCUCGAGGUGGGCUGCUGGAUCGCGGCGGGGCGGACGCCUGGGCCGUUUGUCCACCCGCUGGGCCUCUGGGCCGGGGAGCGGAAGGUGACCCUCUGCGCGCCCCCCGCCGUUUCCCGCCCGCGCCGCCGAGGGGGGCGGGGACCCUGCCGGGCAGGGGCCGGGGCCGGGGUCGGGGCCUCGGGGCUACUGCAGGCCGGCGUGGCCUCCCUUGUCCCCGCCGUCGCGCGCUGGCCCAGAAAAGGGGGCCUCUGUCGCUGCCGUCCGGGGGCGUUUUCCGCACCCUUCCCCCACUGGGUUUUGUCUUUCUUUACGUCCUUCUGCCUAUUGCUCGCCAGGCCCUACCCCCUCGCGACAGAACUUCUUUGUUGACUUUGAAACUUCGCGAAAAAUACCCCGCCAGAUGACGGCCGAGUGGAGUGAGCUGACCCCUGUUGAAAAGCCUGGUCCUCGGCUUGCCUGCCGCUCGAGAAUCUGUUUACUAAACGGGGAGGCUCUUUUGUUGCGAUCCAUUUGGUUUUAAAUCCUUGACACCUAUAAGCAGGGUUCUGUUUGUUUUGUUUUGCGAUUGCUUGUGUUUUGGAUACGGUUACAUUGAACAAACUGACCCUUGUAAAAUGAAUACUUAAGAUAUAAACGUCCACACCUUAUGUCUCUUCAAACGCAUUUUCUUACCCACUGAAGGUAGUAGAUUAUUUUUAACCAGCUGUGUUUUUAAAUGAGUGGUGAGUUUAUAGAGGAAAUUACUAAAUUUUGCUUUUUUUGAUGUUCCGGUUAUCGUGCAAAUGCUUUUCUACUUUAGGUAUAUUUAUGGGGGUAUGAGCGUCUUUCAACCUUAUGGGUUGCGAUUUUGGCGAUUUUAAACGAAAAUGAAUUAUCAAACGCCGUCAUGGAGUGCAAUAAUGAGUGAAAAAAGUUUGAUAUUAUCUAUGUAAUGAGUUGAUAACGACUUAUUUUUUUUUAAAGAAGUCUUGCCUUUAAUAAAUACCUCAACUAUAACAUGUGGCACUUGAUGUACAUUCGCGUUCCAUCUUCGUAAAAAGCCUGUGGAAUAGACAUAUGUAGAGUGUGUCGGUCAGAAGGAACACCUGAGAAACCGCUUUAUCAUCCUUGUGUAUGUACUGGCAGUAUUAAGUUUAUCCAUCAAGAAUGCUUAGUUCAAUGGCUGAAACACAGUCGAAAAGAAUACUGUGAAUUAUGCAAGCACAGAUUUGCUUUUACACCAAUUUAUUCUCCAGAUAUGCCUUCACGGCUUCCAAUUCAAGACAUAUUUGCUGGACUGGUUACAAGUAUUGGCACUGCAAUACGAUAUUGGUUUCAUUAUACACUUGUGGCCUUUGCAUGGUUGGGAGUUGUUCCUCUUACAGCAUGCCGCAUCUACAAGUGCUUGUUUACUGGCUCCGUGAGCUCACUACUGACGCUGCCAUUAGAUAUGCUGUCAACGGAAAAUUUGUUGGCAGAUUGUUUGCAGGGUUGUUUUGUGGUGACGUGCACACUGUGUGCAUUCAUCAGCCUGGUGUGGUUGAGAGAGCAGAUAGUCCAUGGGGGAGCACCAAUUUGGUUGGAGCAUGCUGCCCCACCGUUCAAUGCUGCGGGGCAUCACCAAAAUGAGGCUCCAGCAGGAGGAAAUGGUGCAGAAAAUGUUGCUGCUGAUCAGCCUGCUAACCCACCAGCUGAGAACGCAGUGGUGGGGGAAAACCCUGAUGCCCAGGAUGACCAGGCAGAAGAGGAGGAGGAGGACAAUGAGGAGGAAGAUGACGCUGGUGUGGAGGAUGCGGCAGAUGCUAAUAACGGAGCCCAGGAUGACAUGAAUUGGAAUGCUUUAGAAUGGGACCGAGCUGCUGAAGAGCUUACAUGGGAAAGAAUGCUAGGACUUGAUGGAUCACUAGUUUUUCUGGAACAUGUCUUCUGGGUGGUAUCUUUAAAUACACUGUUCAUUCUUGUUUUUGCAUUUUGCCCUUACCAUAUUGGUCAUUUCUCCCUUGUUGGUUUGGGAUUUGAAGAACACGUCCAAGCAUCUCAUUUUGAAGGCCUAAUCACAACCAUAGUUGGGUAUAUACUUUUAGCAAUAACACUGAUAAUUUGUCAUGGCUUGGCAACUCUUGUGAAAUUUCAUAGAUCUCGUCGCUUACUGGGAGUCUGCUAUAUUGUUGUUAAGGUCUCUUUGUUAGUGGUGGUAGAAAUUGGAGUAUUCCCUCUCAUUUGUGGUUGGUGGCUGGAUAUCUGUUCCUUGGAAAUGUUUGAUGCUACUCUGAAAGAUCGAGAACUGAGCUUUCAGUCGGCUCCAGGUACUACCAUGUUUCUGCAUUGGCUAGUGGGAAUGGUAUAUGUCUUCUACUUUGCCUCCUUCAUUCUACUACUGAGAGAGGUACUUCGACCUGGUGUCCUGUGGUUUCUAAGGAAUUUGAAUGAUCCAGAUUUCAAUCCAGUACAGGAAAUGAUCCAUUUGCCAAUAUAUAGGCAUCUCCGAAGAUUUAUUUUGUCAGUGAUUGUCUUUGGCUCCAUUGUCCUCCUGAUGCUUUGGCUUCCUAUACGUAUAAUUAAGAGUGUGCUGCCUAAUUUUCUUCCAUACAAUGUCAUGCUCUACAGUGAUGCUCCAGUGAGUGAACUGUCCCUCGAGCUGCUUCUGCUUCAGGUUGUCUUGCCAGCAUUACUCGAACAGGGACACACGAGGCAGUGGCUGAAGGGGCUGGUGCGAGCGUGGACUGUGACCGCCGGAUACUUGCUGGAUCUUCAUUCUUAUUUAUUGGGAGACCAGGAAGAAAAUGAAAACAGUGCAAAUCAACAAGUUAACAAUAAUCAGCAUGCUCGAAAUAACAACGCUAUUCCUGUGGUGGGAGAAGGCCUUCAUGCAGCCCACCAAGCCAUACUCCAGCAGGGAGGGCCUGUUGGCUUUCAGCCUUACCGCCGACCUUUAAAUUUUCCACUCAGGAUAUUUCUGUUGAUUGUCUUCAUGUGUAUAACAUUACUGAUUGCCAGCCUCAUCUGCCUUACUUUACCAGUAUUUGCUGGCCGUUGGUUAAUGUCGUUUUGGACGGGGACUGCCAAAAUCCAUGAGCUCUACACAGCUGCUUGUGGUCUCUAUGUUUGCUGGCUAACCAUAAGGGCUGUGACGGUGAUGGUGGCAUGGAUGCCUCAGGGACGCAGAGUGAUCUUCCAGAAGGUUAAAGAGUGGUCUCUCAUGAUCAUGAAGACUUUGAUAGUUGCGGUGCUGUUGGCUGGAGUUGUCCCUCUCCUUCUGGGGCUCCUGUUUGAGCUGGUCAUUGUGGCUCCCCUGAGGGUUCCCUUGGAUCAGACUCCUCUUUUUUAUCCAUGGCAGGACUGGGCACUUGGAGUCCUGCAUGCCAAAAUCAUUGCAGCUAUAACAUUGAUGGGUCCUCAGUGGUGGUUGAAAACUGUAAUUGAACAGGUUUACGCAAAUGGCAUCCGGAACAUUGACCUUCACUAUAUUGUUCGUAAACUGGCAGCUCCCGUGAUCUCUGUGCUGUUGCUUUCCCUGUGUGUACCUUAUGUCAUAGCUUCUGGUGUUGUUCCUUUACUAGGUGUUACUGCGGAAAUGCAAAACUUAGUCCAUCGGCGGAUUUAUCCAUUUUUACUGAUGGUCGUGGUAUUGAUGGCAAUUUUGUCCUUCCAAGUCCGCCAGUUUAAGCGCCUUUAUGAACAUAUUAAAAAUGACAAGUACCUUGUGGGUCAACGACUCGUGAACUACGAACGGAAAUCUGGCAAACAAGGCUCAUCUCCACCACCUCCACAGUCAUCCCAAGAAUAAAGUAGUUGUCUCAACAACUUGACCUUCCCCUUUACAUGUCCUUUUUUGUGGACUUCUCUCUUUGGAGAUUUUUCCCAGUGAUCUCUCAGCGUUGUUUUUAAGUUAAAUGUAUUUGACUUGUGUUCUCAGCAUUCAGAGAGCAGCGGUGUAAGAUUCUGCUGUUCUCCCUGGAUCUUCUGACAUUACUGCUGUCUGAGAUUUGUAUAUGUGUAAAUACAAGUUCCUUGAUACCCUAAAACCUUGGAUUAAACAGAAUGUGCAUUGUACAUCUUUAAACAAAAUGUAUAUUAAUUUAUUAAAUCUAGUUGUCACUUUAUUUUGGACCUGCUGUGAUCUCGACAGGAAACGUGCCACAGAGCAGUAGUGCGCAGGCAAGACUUUUCAGUGACGCCUUGUGGAACGCAGUUCAUGAUGUCCUAGCAGCUCUCACUAAGGGAACUGUACAUUCUUUCUUUCUUGGCUAUUCAGACCUUACCAAGAACGUUAAAGGAAACAAGUAGAAAUCAGCAGUGGAGUGUCUGUGGUAAGAAAACAUGAACUUUAUGCUUCACUGUUAGUUGUUUGUGGAAGUUAUUUUGUAUAACACCAAAGCUGUUGUACAUUUCCUACUGCCUGAUUUUUUUCAUGUGUCUGUGUUUGUAAUAUUGUAUAGUAUCUUGUGCUAGGUGAGGAAAUUAUUUUUAAUUUUGAUAAUUUAAUAUUCCUAGUGUGAUCAGCAUUGGGAGUUGGGUUUCAGUGGGGCAUGUCUAUACUUAGAGAAAAAAAGUCCAAAUGAAGAUUUUCAUGAGUCAGCCCCCCCGCCCGCCCCCACCCCACACCCACAUCCUCUCUUUUCCACACACAACUAUCUGUUUAUUUUUUGUAGCAGUGGCCGAAAGUCCUGCAAGGUCAUAAAUCUUUCAGAGUGACAUCACCAACUGUACUGCAUCUUACUGGAUUUAGGACUUCUGAGAUGCUUGUGAAGUAUAGAUGUGGUUGUGGUCUUAGAUUGACAGCAUUAGAGAAGACUGGUUAGAACAUCUGGUCUCGCUGGUUAGUGCCUCGUUGGCUGAGGACUAGGUGUGCAUUUCUCCUAGCUUUUCAUCAGGAAAUCCCAAAGUUUCCAAAGCUUUUUGUUUACAGAAUAAAACUUCAAAUAAAACCAAUUCAUUAUUUGUCCAGAAGGAAGCUUGGCUGAGCUGGCCUUUUAACAUAGGAAUGUAUUUCGUUGGAAACAUUCUGAAAAAUCUCAGAGAACUGAACCCUUACAAACUUUGUUUUCCCUCAUAACCAAAGCUUCAGGUUAGAAGUUUAGAAAAAUAGAAUGGUUGGGUACAUGAUCUAAAUGUUUAAUGCUAAAGGUAUAUCGUAAGGGUAGUGUUUGUUUUUGAACGAUAAUUUAGAAGUUCUCAUAGAAAGCGUAUAACAUAGGUCUUCAGAAACUAUAAAAGAAUUUUCAUAUAGUAUUAAAAUCCAUAGACUAAAAUCUGAGAAUUUUUUAACAUAUGCAAGUCAGCCAAACAUAAGCUACCAAAAUAAAGAGCAAUGUGUUCUGGCUGUUUUAUACUUCAACAAUUUUUUCCCUAAGUGGUAAGCAAUUACUUUAAAACAUAUUUUUAAAAACAUCGGUAUCGGGAGCUGCGGUGGCUCCGGCCGGUUGUCCUGGCACACAAGGAGGCGAGGCUAUGCGUUCGAGGCCAACCUAGGCAAAAUUGGAAAAAAAAAAAAAAAUCAGUAUCAGAAAUAAUGCUUGACAUAGGAUUCAGUGUUAUACUCUUUGGCACUUUAGAGCAGCCUUUUCUCUCAUUUGAAAUAAGGUCUUUGUUAGCCCUACCUUUACUCAGAAAUUUAGUCCUACUAUAAAAAAUUAGGAUUUUAAAAUAUAAUGCUGCCUGUCAUAGUGUAUUUCUAAAUUGCUCUCUUUGGGAGAAAAACAUUAUUAUUGAAUUGAGCAUAUAACUAUAUAACUAUAUAACUAUAUAUAUAUAUAUAUAUAUAUAUAUAUAUAUAUAUAUAUAUAUAUAUAUAUAUAUAUUUUUUUUUUUUUUUUUUUUUUUUUUUUUUUGCCCCCGAGACAGAGUCUUACUCUGUUGCCCAGGCUGGAGUGCAGUGGCACGAUCCUGGUUCACUGCACCCUCUGCCUCCCAGGUUCAAGCGAUUCUCCUGCCUCAGCCUCCCAAGUAGCUGGUACUACAGGUGCGUGCCACCACACCUGGCUUAUUUUAGUUAUUUUAGUAGAGAUAGGGUUUCACCAUGUUGGCCAGGCUGGUCUCGGAACUCCUGACUGCAGGUGAUCCGUCCUCCUUGGGCUCCCAAAGUGCUGGGAUUAUAGGUGUGAGCCCCCACGCCUGGCCAACUUGAUUAUAUUAAUUUUGGGUUUUUUGUUUUGUUUUGUUUUGUUUUUUAAUUUUUCAAAGAAUUUGUGGAUCUUGGUAUAAAGUCAUUGGAACAUAUCUGUUUUAACAGCAAGAGAUCCUAGGCAGAUACUUCAAAAGGUUAAAAAUUCUUAAUCCUACAGAAUUUUAAAUGAAUCUUAUCAAUGUUUUGUAAACAAACAAUAUGAAUGGCCAAAAAAUUGCCCUCCAUUUUACUGGCAGGUAAUUUAUAUUGUCUUACUUAAGAAUUCUCCCCUAGUUUUUCAAUUGUACUUUAUCGUGUUGUUUUCAAUGAGAUAAGUAUUUUCAUAGGGAAAGCAUUUUCCAGCAUAAUAUUUGCUUGGGUAGCAUCCGGGUUUUAGUAUUUAACCAAGAGCCUUUUAAAUAUUGAAAACCCAUAGUUCAGAAAAUGUUAGUAUUGCUGCCCUUCUUCACAUAAAUUUUUUUUUAAAUUAUACUAUUAUUUUGCUUAAUUUUAUAUUGGGUUAAAACAACCUUCAAGAAGGUUAACUAGGAAAGAAGACCUUUUUGUUUUAUUUUUACUAUUUAUAUAUAGAAGACAAAUCAGCAUUUGGUGAUAGUUUUACAUGACCAGUUAUCAAACGGUCAUAGUAUGAAGUGUGCAGUUGUUCAUUAUUAGUAAAUUAUGUUUGAUUUUUAAACUAUUUAGUACUAAUAGUUGAGAUGAAAACUGAAGAAAAAUGCCAAUGUGACGUUUGUGUAUAGCUAGCCUUAAAAAACUUCCCAUGUUUUUAGGUGACUUUUUUCCCCCUCUUAGUACUCUGGAGAAACAAUGAAGAUGGGCCAUCUCAAUUCCAGAUGUAAACAAAAAGUAAUUUUUAUUUCAACAUUUAAUGUAACUGCUAUUAUUGUGGAUUCUUGUCUUGUGUAUUUUCUUUCCCUUAUUCAAGUAAUAUAGAAUAACUUUCCUUAAAAUGAUUUGAUCCAAGAUACGUCAUUUCUGUAUUGGCAAAAUGCCACUAUUAAAGUGUAAUUCUUGAAUUUAGGUUGAAUUGAUGACUUUUUAAAACAAAACAAACACUGGACAGUUCUACAUUGUAUUGCGUUUGCGAAUGUGCGUGAACACACGCACACGUGCAGGAGAAUGUAGUGCCAUAAGAACACUGGCGCUUUUUAAAACUUUCCAAGCUAGCUACUUAUUUUCAUUUUCAGGGUUGAGUACUCUAAGCUCUCUACUUACUGUGAGAAGUUUUCUACAUUGUAAAAUUAAAAGAUUAUAUUUAAAAUACUUCUUUAGGAUGUUAUUCAGCCAUCAAAAAAAAACCCAACUAAAAUGUCUUACCAGUAAAGUAUUAUUAAAAGCCUCAUUUGUGGAGAUUCGCUGACUUCCUUGGUUAAGCUGUCUUGUAUUUACUUAAUUUGUCCCCUCAACCAGGUGUUUUCUUUUCAGCCUGUUACUGUCCUGUGCCAUUUUUAAAAAUAGCCAUCAUGAGUAAGGGCUUCUUUAAAAUAAUCCCUGACAAUAUCUUUGGCAUUAAUACGACAUAAAGACAAGACAGUAUAUGUAUGUUUUCAUUCCUGUUUUGUACGAGUGCCUCAUUUUGUAGUCAUGAAAGUAACAUAGUACCUUAAAUAAAAAUGUAAUGACUAAUCUAAGGUCUAGGAAUAACUAUUGUAGAAGCUAAGUAGAACACUUAGUUUGGGGUGUCAAUUUUCUAUCAACGCAAACACCUUAGGGUACCCAGACCAAUUUUAUGUAUAUAUAUUCUGAAAUGCUCCCUUUUUAAUGUGGUCAUUUGUUGCCUUCUAAGUUGAGAGGACAAAACUGAAUAAAGUGAAUGUUAAUUGUAGUCUAGUUUUUUUGUUUGUUUUUGUGUUAUUGCAAGAUUGCUUUAAGAUUGCAGAAAUAUGCAUUAUUAGCCAGCAUAGAUAAUCCAGAUGUUAUAAUAGGAAGGAAAAACAACUCCAGUUAAAUGUGACUGUGGCGACUCCCUUUUAUGUAUACAUUUAAAUGCAUAGUUGCAGAGGACACAUCCCUCCCCUUCUGUCUCCCUAACUUGAACUGUAGACCGUCCUCACUGGGAAGAGUAAGGCCCCACAUUUUGUGCAAUAGCAAGCUACUGCCCACUUCUGCAUGUCUGCUACGAGAUCAGAAAGUCAGUUUCACUAAGGUUGUCUUUUAGCUGAAUACUUAGAGUAAAACCAAUCAAAUCCAUUGUACAUACCUGACCAUAUGUCCCAGAUAAAAAGGAAAGACUUGCGUGAUGUUUUUUUCCUUCUGAGUGCCCUGAGGAGAUCCUUUUGCUUCAGACUAUUUCUAAUUUUUCUUUGUUUAUAGGUUCAGAAUUUUUUCCAUGAUUGUUUUCCCCCAAACAAGUGCAUUUUUAAUUACUUUAAAUGCAGGGGUGAUAGAGGAAAUGCUAUUCGAACCAUAGACAUCUUUAAUCUGUGAAGCUGAAAUUUUUCAGCAAAGGAAAUUGCAUGGUCAAGUUCAGAAACUGGCCAUUAAUUUCCCCCUUCCGCUCCACAGUUCAUAGCUACUCUUGUUGCAAACAUGUAGUGAUAAGGAGAACUAACGUAUCAAGGGGCUGAGAGGGUAACGUUCCCCUCCUCCUCCAUGUUUUUAUUUUGGUGUCUGUUUUGUUUCUAGCACUGUAUUUAGUACUGUAGUUGAAUGAGGUAUGAUGUCUCCCUUCAAGGAACUCAGAAUGGAACAGAAGCAUGAGCAAAAGAUUGUAUUACAGAGGUAUGAAUAAAAUGCCAUGGGGAACACAGAGAAAGGUUCACCCGGGAGAGAUGGCCUAGCCACUUCCUUAGUGACUGUUUGGUAUAUGUAGGUCCCCCUGCCAUUACUCUUUCAGCCUUCUGCAAUCUAGUUCUACUUAGUCACACACUUCUCUAAGACCACUCAUACGUAAACACUACGUAGAGGCCCCUUUUUGCCUCAUUUUACAUUGUUUAGUUAUCAUUUUGAAACUUUUCUUCACAUAUGUAACAGUGCCGGAGUUUUUCUGCUUCUCUGUGUUUGUUCAGUAACUCUUCUUUAGGAUACACCUAAAGAUGAGAAGCUUCAUACCCAGUACUCCUCUUCAUUCACUCAUAUGUUUUUGGGAUCAGUCCCUUCUGCUGGCUGUGCAUUGGUCUAAUGGAACAGAAUAGAGUCCAGAAAUAACCCAACAUGUAUGUGGACAACUGGUUUUUGACAGAGGUGCAAAGGUCUUGAAAAAAUGAUGCUGGAAUAAUUGGGCAUCAGAUGCAAAAUUAAAAACAAAUUGAUCCAUAUCUUAACACUGGCAAAGAUUAAAGUCCAAAUGGAUUAUAGUUCCCCAAAACUGUAUAAUUUCUAGAAGACAACAAGGAAAACGUGUUCAGCCUUGGGUUAGGAAAAGAUUUCUUAAAUCCAACACCAAAAGCACAAUCCAUGAAGGAAAAAUCGAUAAAUUGUACUUUAUCAAAAUUGAGAACUUCUCUUUGAAAGGUACCAUAAGGAGAACAAAAAGACAAGCUGUAGAGUGGCAGAAAAAUAUUUGCAAAACAUUUCUGAUAAAUGAGUUGCAUCUAGAUUACAUAAAGAAGUCUCAAAACUGAACAAGUAAACCCAUUGUUUACUUAAUCGCUGUUUCUCCUGAGCUUGCUGCCUCUGCCCCUGCUCUCUCUCCUUUUCCAUUUGUUUUCAACAUUGAAUCCAGAAUGUUCUUCUUGAGAUCCAAGUCAGAUCACACCAACCCUCAGAACUCUCCAAUAGACGACCAUGGCACUCAAAAGUCCACAAUAGCCUUCAAUGCUGGGCAAAACAUGAAGCACCCCUUUUCUCCCUUCUCUGACCCCAUCACCUCUGUGUUCACCCUGCUCCUGCCGUCCUCCCUGCCUCCAAAACAGGUCAGGCCUUCGUGCCUUUGCACUUACUAUUUGCAAUACCCAAAUGUUCUUCAGGCUCUUUAGCCUCUUCAUUUCUUUCCUGAAGUGUCAUUCUCACUGAGGCUUAUCUAAAGCUGCAGCUACUGGGGCAUUCCUGUCUCAUCUCCCUGCUGUAUUUUGUACUCCCGGCUCUCUUUUGUACUUUUAAACAUACUAUAUGGUUUACCUUUGUUGUUUAUAUUUGCAUGUUGUUUCCCACUUGAAUGUAAGCUCCAAAGAUUUUAUUUUUUUAAACUGAAUUAUUACUGUAUUCCCAGAACAAUUCCCUGGCAAAUAUUUGGUACUCAAUAGUAAUGCUAAGUUAGUAAAUAAAUGAUGAAUUUAGAAUCAAAAUAAUGUGUCUAUGGCCAAAAUAAAACCUGAAAUCCCUGUCCUAUUUCCCAGAGGUAACUGCUGUUAAUAGUUUAGUUGUGUGCUUCCAGACAUACCUUCACAGAAUCAUUUAUCACAAUAAAGGUGUCAUACUAUGCA